GAAAACAAAUAUAUAAAUUGUUCAAAAUGUCUAAUGUUUCGUUUUCCGACCUCUUGCAUUGUGCAGAACAGUUAACUGCUGAUGUUGAUACUGGAACUGAACUUCCAAGAAUUGAAAGAAACUUGCCACAGUUGGCUGAAGCAUCACAGAGAUUACUUUCAAAAACUUGGACAAAUGUUGGGGAAGGGUCUGAUGUAAAAGCAUCUCUUUUGUUGAGUACAAAAGGUGUUGAACUUCCAAAGUUGUCACAAAGGCUGGAAUCCCUUAACACCACCAAGACAUUUGAGCCAAUUGAGCCUCUUGUUGAAACGGAUAUACAUGGGUUUUUAAAAAAUGAGAGAGAAAACUCAAUUCUUGCGACGAUUGAAGAAACAAAGAGAAAAACAUUUGUUAAUGCAGAAAAACAAUUUUGGGACAGUUUGGAAAACGAAUGGGAGAGAGAAAAACAAAAAAUAUUAAAUUCAUUGCUUAGUGCAGGAAAACAAGCGCUCAGUUUUCCUGUCGAUGCAGGAAGAUUUGAAGAAAAUUCCAUUUCCAAGGGAAGGAGUACACUCAGUGCUAUUGAAAUGGCAUAUGCACGUCAAGUUUAUCUGUGUAAUGAAUUAAGCAUAAAUGGACAAAAAUAUAAUUUCUUAGAGGCCUUAAAGCAGGUUGGGUUAAAAACAGAGGAUAUUAAUGUUAAAGAUCUAUGGGGGUUGGUCGAACAAAUCAUCUUGAACUUGCCACUUCAGGAAAAUAACACGCGUAAGCUAAGGCAGUCCAAAGAAUUUCAGACAAGUUUAGUAACAAAUGCUAAAAUGUUUCUCGAAGACAGAUACCGAGGUUUUAUUGAAAAGCGUGUGCAUGAUAACUUGCAACAAGCCCACCUGGGUGGUGUACCAGGAUUAUACAAUUAUGUACAAAGUUAUUUGAAAAUAAAAAUGAUGAGCACUGCUUCUGGCUAUGAGGAUGGUUAUGUGAAUGGUGUUCCUGUAUGGCCUUUAGUUUAUUAUUGUUUACGGUGUGGGGAUGUCGAAGCCACAAAACAAGCAGCAGAAGCCUUGCCUCCUCAAUACUCUGAAUUCAAAACAUAUUUAAAGGAAUACUUUGCAAGCAAUGAACGUCGUUUGCACCCCAACAAUGAAGCUAAGCUGCGAGUGGAGUACAAGAGGACAGUUCGGUCAAGCCCUGAUCCUUUUAAGCGCAUUGUGUAUUGUAUUGUUGGUCAUUGCGAUUCGACUGACCCACAUCCAGAUGUGGCAAAGAAAACCGAUGAUUAUAUAUGGUUAAAAUUAAACCAGAUUCAAUUUGCAAAUGCUGACCAUAUGAAUCAAGAAGGCAAUACACUGCAAAGUUUACAAAAAUUAUUGCUUGAAGAGUAUGGUGAAAGUCAUUUCCGAGCAUAUGAUCAGCCAUACCUCUAUUGUCGGGUGUUAUUUUUAACAGGGCAGUUUGAAGCUGGUUUGGAGUUUUUGUCACGCCUUGACCACUGUCGAAGUCAUGCUGUUCACAUUGCUAUUGUAUUAAAGAUGCAAAAGUUGUUACUGACCCCAGACCUUAUUCAUGCUCCACUCUUGUCUGCAGAUACUCUGGAUCCACCUCCAUUAAAGCGGCUAAAUUAUGCUAGACUAAUUACAAUAUACACAAGAAAAUUUGAAGUCACGGAUCCAAGAGAAGCCUUGGAGUAUUUCUAUUUACUGAGGCAUCUGAACAGUCCCAAUGGUGAUAAUUUGUUUGCUUCUUGUGUCAGUGAAUUGGCUCUUGAGACAAGAGAGUUUGAAACCAUAUUAGGAUGUAUUAAUCCAGACGGUUCAAAAAAGGCUGGCUCUGUGUCAAAGUUUGAAUUGGAUGUCACAAAUAUAAUAGCAACGGUUGCAAAGGAUGCUGAGAAUAAGGGACAAUUUGAGGAUGCUGCUAUGUUGUACGAUCUAUCCGAUAAACAUGAAAAGGUGUUGGAGUUAUUGAGUAAUCUUUUAUGCCAGCUUGUAUCCCUAGCCAACAGUCCACAAUCCUCUCGGCAACGUAUUCAGACACUGUCUAGAUCUAUUGCAGAAAGGUACAAAACACGUGGCCAUAAUGGUAGCCGCAUGAGAAGUUCGACAUUUUAUUUGCUGCUUGAUCUUAUGUACUAUUUUGAUUUGUAUCAAGAGCAACAGUAUGACUCUUCACUUGAUGUUAUGCAGAAAAUUAAGUUAAUUCCAUUGUCGGUUGAUGAAGUGGAUUUGAAAGUUUCGUCUUUCAAACAAUACAGCGAUGAGGUACGUCAAUGCUUACCUGAUGUUUUAUUGGCUGUGAUGAACACAUUAUAUGAGAAAUACAAGAGAAGCAAAAUUUCUUCACAGUCAUCAUAUAUGGGAGUACGUAAAGAAAAAGAUGAAUCAUUUUUGAGCAACUUGAGAAAACAAGCGGGAGCUAUUGUGACGUUCGCUGGUUUGUUGCCGUAUCGUAUGCCUGGAGAUACGAAUGCUCGAUUGGUACAAAUGGAAGUGAUGAUGAAUUGAUUGAAAACCAAGGUGUCUUCUGUUUAGUAGCUUCAUCAAUCACAUAUUGUACCCUAUUGUAGUGAUGAUCUUUUAUAGUAACUAAUGUAAAAAAUCGUAUCAAA
Hydractinia symbiolongicarpus is the source of this 2584-nucleotide messenger RNA. RefSeq names its product nuclear pore complex protein Nup93-like. NCBI's taxonomy places the organism in Eukaryota, Metazoa, Cnidaria, Hydrozoa, Anthoathecata, Hydractiniidae. The transcript is spliced from 14 exons. The record is from RefSeq and is a predicted model, not a curated record. Gene Ontology annotation, cellular component: nuclear pore. Bases 27 to 2480 code for a protein of 817 amino acids. Gene Ontology annotation, molecular function: structural constituent of nuclear pore. Gene Ontology annotation, biological process: poly(A)+ mRNA export from nucleus; protein import into nucleus.